Priapulus caudatus is the source of this 1405-nucleotide messenger RNA. Its product is annotated as peroxisomal trans-2-enoyl-CoA reductase-like. Gene Ontology annotation, molecular function: trans-2-enoyl-CoA reductase (NADPH) activity. The record is from RefSeq and is a predicted model, not a curated record. Lineage: Eukaryota; Metazoa; Priapulida; Priapulimorpha; Priapulimorphida; Priapulidae. Gene Ontology annotation, biological process: phytol metabolic process. The coding region runs from base 14 to 943 and encodes 309 amino acids. The transcript has 8 exons. Gene Ontology annotation, cellular component: peroxisome.
UAUCGCAGAUAAAAUGUGCCUAAAGCUUUUCAACAUGGCAGCGCCUUACAGUAUUUUCAGGCCGAAUCUUUUCAAGAACAAAGUUGCAAUUGUCACUGGCGGUGGCACCGGCAUCGGAAAGGGUAUUACAGAAGAACUUCUUCAUCUUGGAUGCAAAGUGGUUGUAGCUUCACGCAAUGAGGAGCGCCUUAGGAAAGCAGCAGAGGACAUGAGAAAUCGCCUUGUGGUAGCGCAGCCGCACACCGGGGCAGAUUUGCUUGCUAUACCGUGCAACAUACGCAAGGAAAAUGAGGUUAAGAAUUUGAUGGAGUCUACCCUAGAAAAGUUUCACAAGAUAGACUUUCUGGUCAACAAUGGGGGGGGACAGUACAUAUCACAUGUUGAAGACAUCAGUACCAAAGGCUGGCAAGCUGUGAUAGAUACAAACCUCACUGGUGCAUUCCUCAUGUGUAGAGAAGCUUUUCAUUCCGGAAUGAAGGAAAAUGGUGGUUCAAUUGUGAACAUAAUUGCCGACAUGGUGAAGGGUAUGCUGUUCAUGGGCCACUCGGGGGCAGCACGAGCAGGUGUGGAGAAUAUGACAAAGACGAUGGCAAUUGAGUGGGCUAAGUACGGCAUCAGAAUCAACUGUGUUCUACCGGGUAGCGCCAUCUACUCUGAGUCGGCGGCGAUGAACUAUGGGGACCCGGCGUUGUUUGAGCGACUCAAGCCUGAGAUACCCGCCAGGCGGCUGGGAACGGUGCAGGAGGUGUCAGCAGCGGUUUGCUUCCUGUUGAGCCCCGGUGCAUCGUUCGUCUCGGGGGCGACGCUUAACGUUGAUUCGGGAGGGAGCCUCUACUCCAGGAACUUCUUCGAGAUUCCAGAUCACGACCGCUGGCCGGCACCGUUGGAGGGACAGACAGAAGACGAUGGAGGCCAAGGUUCCACACCUCCCUCAAAGCUGUGAGGCACACACGCGACGCCUUCAGUACCCGUUGUGACGCGACUCAGGGAUAGUGUGAAGUUGCCUGUGGCGUGUAUGACAUACAACAAACCUUUUGCCUUGGAAAUGGUAUUACCGUACAGGCACAUGAAAGUUUGGGCGCAAUAAAGAUGAUUGGACUCUCUGAGAUGUCCCUCAAAAAGUUUAAUUUUGGUUCCUAGGUUAUCACGAUGGAUAGGGCUGAAAUUGUGAGAUUGAAAGUGAAUAGCAUUUGAAUUGGGUCUUGUAUGCAAGCUUCACAGUUAUUUUACUGUUAUGGAAACCAUGGCAAUAUGUAGUAUUCACACAAAUGAACACGAAGUGUAAUCUGUGAGAUACCAUGAGGGUUGGAAUUUGCAAGCAGUGCACAUAUUUUCAAAUGAUUCUUGAUAUUAUUGUCUCGUGUAAUUAAUUGUCAAAACAAAGUGACCUACAAUAUUGUUUAUA